AUGAGGAUGAGAAUUAAGAUUAGGGAGCAGCUCAGCUUCCUCGUCACGAUCCUCGCCCUCUGCUGUGUCGGUAUCCCCUCCUUAAUAUCGUGGGUCAAAAACUAUCACUUUGUCGUCAAUCUACGUGCCGACCGUCUAGCCCUUGUCGCUGCCCUCAAAGCCGACCAGCUUUCCCAGGCCCUUGCCAUUCUCCAAAACUCAAUCGCCUCGGUUUCCUCACGGCUUCUCAUCCAAGGUGCACUAAAAGACUACUAUGCAGGGAACCGCCCUUGGAACCUUUGGGAUGAUACAAUCACCGACAUCGCCGUCGCUCUCGAAACGCAGCCUUAUCUCUUACAAGCCGUGCUUUGGAACCGAGAUCUCAAUGAGACCUUUGCGAAUGUUACCUGCUCUUGCGCCCUUGGUAUCAACGGCACCGAGCCGAAUGGUACCUUCCUUGCCCAUGGUUUCCAACCUGUUGGAUCCGGGUUCAGCUGGAAUGGACACGACGGUUUCCCUGACUCUCUAUACCCUCGUCCAUACAACAUGACUGAGAGAGAAGAUGAACGGUUUGAAAUCAUUACGCCGGCUACCGUUCAGCAAUUUAAUUUCACCUUCCAGGGGCCCGUUAUGGUAAAUGAAACGCUUUACCUAGCAUCCUACACUGUUCCCAUAUUCGACCAGACUAAUAAUAGUACCCGUGUUCACCCGUUGCUUGGAUUCUUCACUAUUAUUGUCAACAUCCAGAUCUUAGUAGAUAUAUCAAACCGGCGUCUUGGGCUUGACGAAACAGGUCUCAUGCUUGUUGUCGGGCCUGAUAACCCCACGAAUCUGUGGUCUGGGGAACAUACAUCCGAUGAUAAAGUAAACGGUGACACCAUGUUUCGCUUUACCCUCCCUGCCUAUGAGAAACCUGAUAUAUUCGGAGUUUCCGGCCCCAUGAAUGCGUGGACGACUGUCAUCGACACUUUUCACAACGGGAAGGGUAACCCAGCACGAGCUGAUCUCAGCGUGAGGGAUAUCUCAGAUCACCGUUUUAGCGUCGGCUUCGUCCUACUCGACGUUCCAUACUUAGAUUGGGGUGUCAUUAUAGCUCAGGAUUACGAAGAAGUCCUUGCGCCCGUAAUACAACUCCGCAACAUUCUCUUAGCAACAAUCUUUGGGACUCUUGGGGUUGUUAUCCUGUUGGUAUGGCCGUUAUCUCAUAUUUUUGUUCGGCCCAUCACCAGGCUUUCUGCUGCGACACAAAAUGGUAAACGAAGCCUAAGCCCCCGGGGUCGUCCGGAUGGUUUCAACUCUUCCUUGAUGACAGCCAAUUCUAAUGGAGGGCUUCAACGUCAAAGCGAUGCGCCGAGUGCUUCUGAAAGUGCAGGGCGACCUGGAAAUGGCCAACGAAGAACGUCAAAUGUUAUGAAGUCGGCUAAGGGUUUAGUUGGCUUUAGCAAAAGUGUCCUCCUCCGUCCUGUUACCGAAGUAAACCUCUACGAGGAUCAGGAUGAUUCUCGCAAUACGUUCCGCAUUCCAUCAAAGGUUCCUGAAAGGUCGCAUCUCAUCCAAGAUGAGCUGACGGAACUAACCCAUAAGUUUAAUCGGAUGACGGAAGAGUUAGAAGUGCAGUAUGAGACCUUAGAAGAACGCGUGCGUCAGAGGACUGUCCAACUCGAAGAGCAAAGACAGAUAGCAGAAACGGCCAAUGAAGCAAAAUCCCGCUUCAUCGCCAAUAUUACCCAUGAGCUGAGGACACCAUUGAACGGCAUUCUGGGUAUGUGUGCUGUUUGCCUUGCCGAGGACGACAUUGUUAGAAUUAAACAAAGCCUUGGGAUCGUGUACAAAAGCGGUGAACUAUUGUUACAUCUUCUUACCGAUCUUCUCACGUUUAGCAGAACCCAAAUCGGCGGCAAGGCUAUACCGUUGGACAUCAAAAGGUUUAGAAUAACUGAUAUAGCCAGCCAGGUUUUGGCAAUUUUUGAAAAGCAAGCUAGAGAUAGCAAAAUCAAACUGGGUGUUACGAUGAUCCCGGAGGCGGCCUUGAGCGACAUGGUGGUCAUGGGCGAUUCCAACCGUAUACUUCAAAUCAUUAUCAACCUAAUCAGCAAUGCGCUGAAGUUUACGCCGGAAUCUGGGAAGGUGCACCUUACUAUCACACUUGGCAAUGAAUUUAAGCCGAUACCUAUCCCAAUAACAGACUCUCGAGAUUCCUCCCGAAACCGACACAAAUCUCCUACCGCCUCGAAAAGUUUAUCAGAGAAGUCGUCCGACAUCCAAAACGAGAAACCACUUGCCAUCGGGCCAACUUCGGUCCCUAGCAAUCUUUCAGAAUCUCGAAAGCAGCCGAGUGUCGCAUCAGAAAGCCAAUUAGACCCCAAAAGCUAUAUAUUUGAGUUUAAGAUCCAAGAUACAGGCCCCGGAAUACCGAUAGAUCAGCAGCAGCAGAUAUUUGAACCAUUCGUUCAGGGAGAGCUCGGCCUGAAUAGGAAGUACGGCGGUACUGGAUUGGGUCUCUCUAUAUGCAAACAACUAGCUACCUUGAUGUCCGGUACGAUAACACUAGACAGUCAAGAAGGCGUUGGCAGCGCAUUUACGCUAAAAAUCCCUCUCAAACACCCCAAAGACGGGCUGACCUCUUCAAACGUCAGUUCUCGAGAGGGAAGCGUCUCCCUUGAGCGAACGAUAGACUCGGGUACUGGACUAUCACCUGUUCCUGGAAGUAAAUCUUCGGAUAGGGCACUCGACCCUACAGCCACCAAUGCUGAAAGGCUAGCGGCAUUCCCUCAGCCCCGCCUCGUCGGCUUCUCACAACCUUUCUUUGCUCCAUCACAAGAACCUCAAACUGCAAGUGGGGGCAAGGUUCUCCUUGUGAACAAGAAACUUGGGAGCACCGACGCAAAGAACGUACGGGUUCUGGUGGCUGAAGAUAAUAAAAUUAAUCAGGAGGUUGUGAUUAGAAUGCUUAAGCUUGAGCAAAUUGAAAACAUUACCCUCGCCGACGAUGGCGUUGAGGCUGUGGAUAGAAUCAAGGAGGCAAUUGAAUCCAACCAGGCAUUCCAUAUUGUUUUCAUGGAUGUUCAGAUGCCUAACCUCGACGGUCUGGAAAGCACGCGGAAAAUCAGAGAGCUAGGAUACUCUGCCCCCAUCAUAGCAUUGUCUGCUCUGACAGAGGAGAGUAAUAUUAAGGAGUGCCUCGAGUGUGGUAUGAAUUACUUCCUCGCCAAACCUAUCCGACGGCCCGCCCUCAAGCACGUUCUUCGCACUUACUGUCCCCCCAUCGCCGAAGAUGAGGGUCAGGAAGAGCCACCAUCAGAGCCACCAUCAGAACCGCCAUCAGAGCCAGCACCAAAGCCAACACCCACGGAACCGGAUAUAUAUUGA
Messenger RNA from Orbilia oligospora ATCC 24927, 3348 nucleotides. RefSeq lists its product as uncharacterized. The record is from RefSeq and is a predicted model, not a curated record. The coding region runs from base 1 to 3348 and encodes 1115 amino acids. The transcript has 5 exons. Gene Ontology annotation, biological process: phosphorelay signal transduction system; protein autophosphorylation. Gene Ontology annotation, molecular function: histidine phosphotransfer kinase activity; phosphorelay sensor kinase activity. NCBI's taxonomy places the organism in Eukaryota, Fungi, Ascomycota, Orbiliomycetes, Orbiliales, Orbiliaceae.